AGAAUCUCCCUCCAUCCUUCACUUUUUUGAAGAAUCUUGCCGAAAUUACCUCUCCUUGUUUGCAUUCUGUAUAUCAGAAGGUACACCGGGGAAUACUUCUCUUGUCCUAUUGCAUUGCUACUGAGCUAUGAAGCAUAUCUUGCGCUCACGGUAACUUCACACAAUGCAUCUCCGAGUCGGUACAAAAGUGGCAUCAAGAUCUCAAUUGUUGUCACGGGUCUACACCCCAAGCGCUCUAUUGACUUCUUCGAUUGCAAUCGUCCGAACACAACACAACUUGAUAUAUCCUCAAUUGUCUUCAACGCGUGCCUACGCAACAGACCCUCCACCUUUUGAUAGUGGAGACAGAGCGGCAAAUAAUCCCAAGCAAUUGCGCAAAUCCUGGUUCUCGAAACUGUUCCAGGACAAAAAACCGGCUACCGACUCUUCUUGGGAGACUCGACGUUCGGCAGCAGACGGCUCCAAGGAAGGUUACGAGCCUGAUGCUGAAUGGGAGGCACUACAGCGGUUGAGCAGUCUCAUUCGGAAAGUCAAAAGUGAAUUAGCAAGUACGGAUGAUAUUGAGGCUCUUACUGAGGUUGAGUUUGAUAUCAAAGAUGCAGUGAGCGACCUGAUCUCCAAGCUGGCGAUGCACGAACUACCAGUUGUUCACACCCGAUUGAUUGAAGAGGCUUGGAAAAUUCUGUACACCCCGCAGAUUGGGCGGGUUCAAGAGACGGACCUGAAAGAUCUUGUGGACGCGAAAGAUGUAAAAAGAUUACAUUUUGAUACAGAGGAGCUCAAGCGGCUACUACGCCUUAUCGUUCGCUUCGACCAGCGUUCAGAUUAUCAUGUCGUCCUCGGUCGCAAGGUUUAUGAAGCUCUGAUGCGCGAAAUUCCUAUCAACAAUCAAGCUGAAGCUCAGGAGCAGUUUAUGUUAUUUGUCCUGCUUCUAUCUCGAAACAAGGCUGACAAUGAAAUGCUUCUCGCUUUUGAUCAAUUGCUUCAAAAACUUGACUCAAUAGACGAGGGUAUCGCGGUCGCACUCGUGUCCAUUAUCAAUAACAUCACCGAUCCCAAAAUCCAGGAAAUUUUGGUCUCUCGGUUGUGUGAUAUCGAGGCUUUGGAUAUAGGCGCUUUCAAUAUAGUAUUGCAGGCCGCCGUCGAAGGUGGCCAGCGCAAUGUAUGGUCAAUUUACGACAAGACUUUGGGAAACGAAUCCUAUCUUUUACUUCCAAGCCUGGACACUUACGAAUUACUGUUUCGUUACAUUGUGAAAGGUUUUGAGCCUGAACGUUCUGAGGCAUUCAUGAAGGAUGUCAAGGAUGUCAUGUUCUCUACGCGAAAUGACGGUGUGCUGAUUGCGACGUAUGACGUGCUCCAAAAUCAAGAGCUUUAUCGUUCCUAUUUGACGGCUUGCAUUGUUGUGGACGACAAAAAAGCGGCAGAAGUGAUAGCGGCAUUGUUUGAAUCUGACGGUAUCCGAGAAAAUUUGGAUCCGGAGACGUGGGACGUUUGGGCGCAGUGGAUUGCUUACUCAAAGUUCAGUGUCGAUGAGGUUGUCAAAGUAUUUGACGCCAUGGCCGAAUACGGAUACAGGGUCACUACUGCUACUUUAAAUGGCGUGCUACGGGCUUCUCAGGUCUCAGUACAGAAUGGCAUGGCGACCUCACAAUUCUGUGACGAUGUUUUUUCACUGUUCAAAUCUUACGAAGCGCCGAUCGACAAUACCUCCGUCAGUCUCAGAAUUCGAGAUCGAUUAUACGCAGGGGAUGUAAAAGCGGCUAUCGCUGCUUUUAAACUGGGAACAAAGGAAGGCUUGACAUGGAAUGUGAAGACGGACGAUAUGAAAGCUUUAUUCAUGAUUCUCGAGUCGCUUGCCUCACACACUUCGGCUGAAUUUGACGCCUCGAUUCUCGUCGAACUAUAUAUGGCUAUACGCGUCUAUGUCAACAGUGUCGACUAUACUACGCGGCUUGCCGUUGUGAAGGCUUUCAUUUAUCAUGGCGAGAUAGGAACACUUCAGGAUUUUCUAAACGAAGAGAUGGGAGAGUCGUAUAGAUUUCCACCCUCAUCUUUUCCAGAACUAUAUAGCGCCCUGCGCGAGGCUGUGCUGGAAAGCAAUUCAUCUGAUGCAGCAUGGAUGCUCUAUGAGUGUCUGCACAUGCAUUUCAUUCCAGAUUACAAUACUUAUUUGGCUUCGAUCAAAAAAUUCUGCGAUCUCGAUUAUCCCGAAGCGGCAUUGGAGCUUUUCAGGCACGUUCGACUACAUACAGAUACACCACCUCAACGCGACAUGUACUCUGUUAUUCUUCGUGGGUUCUCAAGACGAUUCUACAGAUCUGGAAUCAAAGAAGUUCUUAUGUGCUACAAGAUCGAUCUGAAUAUUGAGCCUGACACUGAGCUAUUCAAUGCGAUUCUUGAGGCCAGUAAUACAGACCUGGACGCGUACUAUACCUACCAUAUAUGGCAACAGAUGAGCUUCGCUGCCACCUCCAGAGAUAGCUCUUCAGGACUUGACCGACAGCCGAAUACUGAGACGUUCCGUUUGUUGAUGAGAAUGGCGUCUCUGGCGGGUGCGGGAUAUGCUGAUCACCUUUGGGAUGAUUUCCAGUACUUUGCGAAUGUUCCGAUCACAUUGGAGGUUGUCAAGUUUUAUGUUGUUGCACAUUUGCAGUCCGGUACUCGAGGAAAAGCACUCAAUAUCGCUGCAGUCUUCAUGCCGAGAAUCUUAGAGAGACUCGAGGCCUUGAAGAAUCAGGAAGAAAACUCUUGGCAGAGUUCAGAGUCCGAUAGUGUAUCGCCAUUCUAUUCUUCUAGCGAGAAGGAGACUACGGUAACUGAGAUUAUCGAACUUCUCUACAACUAUGUUACACCAAAGGAGAAGGAGAUUAUCCAAGCCUGGGCAUUGAAAGCGUAUCCUGAAGAAUUCAAGAAAAUCCGCUUGUGGGACUUUGAGGCGCAGAAACUGGAGCUCUACGAUAUUCUUCCAUACGCAGUACCGAAGGUCGAUGCAAAGACCGGGGCCCUAAUCGAUCCAUCAGAAGCUGAGAAACAAGCACCGUUUAUCUUACAGGUUGAGACAGGUCAAGACUUGUUGACUGCACAGGAGCAGGAAAGACAUUCGAAUAUGGAGAUGGAAGAGGUGCGACGACGAGAAAAAUUUGCAAAUAUGAACCAGAAGACAGAGGAAACAGAAGUGCGCGAGGAAGAUCUUAUCGAAGUCCGCAGGAAUGGACGCACUUAAAAGUUUUCAUUUUAGCCGGUUGUAUAUAGCGAGAAGUUAUAUUAAUAGAAGAUU
Molecule: messenger RNA, 3280 nt
Organism: Myxozyma melibiosi
Lineage: Eukaryota; Fungi; Ascomycota; Lipomycetes; Lipomycetales; Lipomycetaceae
Exons: 2
Coding region: 164-3226 (1020 amino acids)
Molecular function (GO): mRNA binding; protein binding
Source: RefSeq, a predicted model, not a curated record